CUCGCCACAGAAACAUACACAUUGAAAGCUAUUACAGUCAAAAUGGGUUGUGUCUGCAGCAAAAGAUAUCGUGAGGAUGACGAGCCGGCUCCUCGCCCGGUAAGUCCAUCUUCCCCUGUUGUCCGCUCGCCGUCCCCAGAAACCACUGUUGCUGGUCCCGACGGCGCCCUUGAGGUUGAACUCGAGGCUGUCGUCGUCGGGCCUGCACCGGUGGCGCCGAGGGAACGGACCCCGUCCGAGAAACUCCGCAACCUGCGUCGGCUUUGCGGAUUCUCCAGCGAGCCCACGCCAGAACCGGUGCCUGUGAAGCCCGAAUUCGUCGGCCCUCUGCAGGACCCCCGUCGUUGGUGUAUAUCAUCGACGGAGUCUGCGCUAGAGGAGGUGAUUCGGCGCCGAACACAUCCGAUCAACUGGGGGGCUCGCCGAGAUCUGAACCCCUUCGUCAAGAAGGCAAGCCCAGCCGCAGGUCGGGGCUCUCGCGCACGGGGUUCUUCCCAGAGCAACUGAGGAUGGUAGAGAGACUUCAUGGAAGGGUGGACGAGCAGGGUGUUGGGCUUGGUGUUUGCGUCCGCUCGUUUCUUCAGUGCGCCGGCGUUGGGAUCUCACCUUGUGUUUUUUUGCUGCGUUUGGGUGGUGUUUUGAUCUCGUCUUGCGUUUGGGUGGUGCUCUGCUUUCUUGCUGCGUUUGGGUGGUGU
Messenger RNA from Exophiala dermatitidis NIH/UT8656, 695 nucleotides. RefSeq lists its product as uncharacterized. The transcript has a single exon. The record is from RefSeq and is a predicted model, not a curated record. Lineage: Eukaryota; Fungi; Ascomycota; Eurotiomycetes; Chaetothyriales; Herpotrichiellaceae. The coding region runs from base 43 to 507 and encodes 154 amino acids.